Molecule: messenger RNA, 777 nt
Organism: Ostrinia furnacalis (Asian corn borer)
Lineage: Eukaryota; Metazoa; Arthropoda; Insecta; Lepidoptera; Crambidae
Exons: 2
Coding region: 1-777 (258 amino acids)
Molecular function (GO): nucleic acid binding
Source: RefSeq, a predicted model, not a curated record
AUGGAAGGGAAUCACAAUUCUAUUAGAUUGGAAGGAUCCAACAAUUGGAACGUGUGGAAGUUCCAGACACAGGUGCUAUUGAGAAGCCAAGGAUUGAUGGACAUCGUUGAGGGACGGUCGGACGCGGAGGAAGGCAGGGCUAAGUCAGAUGCCAAAGACGCCAAAGCACAGUCGAUAAUAGUGUCCAGGAUGACCGAGAAGGCGAUGCUGCACAUUUUAACAUGCAGUACAUCCGCAGCAAUGUGGACCAAGCUGAUGAGUGUAUACGAGCAGAAGUCGGAGACAAGUAUACAUAUAUUGCAACAGAGAUUCUUUCAAUUUAAAUUUGAAAGAGGUACAGAAAUGGCAGUUUUCCUUUCUAAAAUACAGGAGAUGCAAAACACAUUGAAACAGAUGGGAGAGCCAGUAUCUGAUAAGUUCACCAUUACAAAAAUCCUGAUGUCGCUGCCUGACGAGUACAAACACUUCGUUUCGGCGUGGGAGUCAGCCCCUGAAGAAAAACAAACAGUAGACAAUCUGGUUGCUCGGUUAUUAAUAGAGGAAGAAAGAAUAAAUGAGAAAAAUGAAGAAGUUACUACAUCUAAUUCGUCGGCAUUCCUGGUUAAAUCUAAGAAGAACGUGAAGUGUUACAAGUUCAGCACUAGAACCUGUGAACUGAUCCAUGCGGAUACAUGUGGCCCCAUGGAGGAAACAUCUGUUGGAGGGUCAAGAUACUUUGUGGUCUUGAAGGACGACUUCUCAAGUUAUAGACACGUAUAUUUUGUCAANAUUGUGUGA